CCACACCUACUGUAGAUCCGAGCUAAAAUAGUCCUCUCCGUUCCAACUGUUCCGACCAUUCCGUGCCAGUUUCGGUCCAUUUCCAUCUGUUUCUUUCGCUUAGGAAAAUUGGUUAGGGAGGUCACUAAAACGGCGAUAAUCUCAUGUCAGAUGUGGAGAAAUCGUUAUAAAUUGUUGCCACUUGCUGACAGUUGACAGACUUGUUGAUCACAGUCAAUGCAACGAAACAUAAGGAAUCAGAAUAAUCGUGCGAAAAUCAGCCGGAAAAAAGCGGGAAGCAAAUAAUUUUGCUUGCUUCGAGGAACGUGAAGCGAAAUCUUGAUAUUGUGUAUUUUGCUAAAGAAAACAAAAAACUUUCGGCAAACUGAUUGCGACCACAUCACCUGACCUUGAUAAAAAUAUGCAAUCGUGUCCCGACUGCCUGUUAUUUAUCUCUUCUGAUAACAGUUUGUUCUACAUAUUUUCUUUUUCACACUCGCCAAUUCAAUUUUAAUUGUUCUCGAUGAUUUGUCAAUUAUAUUGGAUAUAAUGAACAGUUCGUGAAGAGAUUCAUUAACUUUUAAGCCGCGAUCUCUGACGAAAAUUAUAAUUCUUUUUACAAUUGCAUAAUAAAUGCACUUUGCCACCUGGGCACAACGAUAAAUCCAUGGAACUCAUAAAUUUCAUCAAAUUGUGCGACGUGAUACGUGUCAUCGAUUCGAGAAAUGAUAAUGUCUCUUGUAUAAGGAACAGUUUAAUAUAAAAAAAACGAAGCAGAAGAAUUUAAAAAACUCAUAUAAUAUACUUUUGAUUUAUAUUUUCCAUACAAUGAAAUUAUUGAAAUGAAAUGGAUUAGUUGGGAAAAGUUUUGGUGGACCAUGUGCACUACUACAAGUAUGAAAUCUUGACAAAAAGGGGAUAUUUUUUUUUAGCAAACAAUGGCUUGUGAUGCUCUUAUUUGGGGGCUAUUGUUUGUAGGGUGCAGCGUACAGAUAUUAUGGGCUAUAUCGGAAGAUGAUUCAUUAGAAUAUAUGAGCAAGGAAGAGAGAGAAGCUUUAAAAGAAGAAGCAAGGGAUAUGUUUUAUCAUGCAUAUAAUGCCUAUAUGGACAAUGCAUAUCCCGCUGAUGAAUUGAUGCCAUUAAGCUGUAAAGGGCGAUAUAGAGGCUCGGAACCAAACAGGGGUGAUAUAGAUUCUACAUUGGGAAAUUUCUCACUUACUUUGGUGGAUACACUAGAUACAUUAGUGGUAUUGGGAGAUUUGGGAGAAUUUGAGAAUGCAGUCAAACUUGUUACUAGGGAUGUAAGCUUUGAUACGGAUAUUAUUGUUUCAUUGUUUGAAACAAAUAUUAGAAUGCUUGGAGGUCUUCUCAGUGGUCAUAUAUUAGCCGAAUAUCUACAGCAGAGGGCUGAUAUAAUGCCAUGGUACAGAGGAGAACUUUUGGACUUAGCUAAAGAUUUAGGAUAUAGAUUUUUACCUGCAUUUAACACAACUACUGGAAUACCUUAUGGCAGAAUAAAUUUAAAACAUGGUAUGAAAGGAGUUCCUAUGGAAGUAUCAAAAGAGACAUGCACCGCUUGUGCAGGUAGUAUGAUAUUAGAAAUGGCUGCUUUAUCUCGAUUAACGGGCGAACCAAUAUUCGAGGAAAAAGCACAGAAAGCUAUGGACGUUUUGUGGCGAAUGAGACAUCGUGGUACAGACUUAAUGGGAUCUGUAUUAAAUGUAAACUCUGGAGAUUGGGUACGAAGAGAUUCUGGUGUUGGCGCUGGCAUAGAUUCUUAUUAUGAAUACUGUCUUAAGGCAUACAUUUUGCUUGGUGAUGAAAAAUAUUUAGGACGUUUCAACAAACAUUAUCAAGCUGUAAUGAAAUAUGUUAGCCAAGGACCUAUGUUAUUAGAUGUGCAUAUGCACAGACCGAACACUAACUCUAAAAAUUUUAUGGAUGCUUUAUUGGCCUUUUGGCCAGGUUUGCAGGUUCUUAAAGGCGACAUUAAACCUGCUGUAGAAACGCAUGAAAUGCUAUAUCAAGUUAUGCAAAGACACAACUUUAUACCAGAAGCAUUUACUACUGAUUUUCAGGUACAUUGGGGACACCAUCCACUGAGACCUGAAUUUUUAGAAUCAACAUAUUUCUUAUAUCGAGCCACAGGCGAUCAUUAUUAUUUAGGAGUCGGACGUAAAGUACUCAAAAGUUUGCAAACAUAUGCAAGAGUACCAUGUGGUUACGCGGCUGUAUCAGAUGUUAGAACUAACAAACAUGAUGAUACAAUGGAUAGCUUUGUAUUGUCUGAGACAUUUAAAUAUUUAUUUUUAUUAUUUGCGGAACCAGGAGAAUUAGUUUUAGAUUUGGAUGAAUUUAUUUUUACUACUGAAGGUCAUUUACUACCACUCACGCUUGCUUCCAUAAGAACGAAUAUUUCAUCUGAAUUAGAACGAGAUAUGGUAUAUGUAGAUGAAUUUGAUCGUACUUGCCCAAAUAGUUUACAUUUAUUUCCCGCAUCAGUAAGGCAACCUUUGAGAAAUAUGGUCGAGGAUGUUUGUCCAAGACGAUCGAUUAAACGACGAUUAAGCGCAUCACAAUUUCAAGCAAAUAACUUGGAACAUUUGAAAAUAUUGAGUGAUAUGGGAAUAACGACUCUAACAUUAGCAGAUGGGCGGAUUCAGCUUUUGCACACAUUUUCUAAUGCGAAAACUACACAAGAUUCAGAGGAAGGACUAUUAUUCAUGCAAGAAAUGGUCGAGCUGAGUAAAAUGCAAAUGCAACAACCAGAAACUAAACCGCAAACAGUAACUUUCACACGACCCAAAACAAAUCCAUUAGAAAAAGUUACAUUAUUAGCUGGGCCGGCGCAAUUUGGGCAUGAAUUACAGCAUUUUGAUAAGAUUACUGGAAAAGUGGUAUUUGCAGAUCCAUCCACAGCUUGCGAUGAUCUGCGCAACGUGGACAAGUUGGCAGGCAAAAUAGUGAUCGUAAAUCGCGGAAACUGCAUGUUCAUAGAAAAAGCACGCAGAAUUCAAAAAGGCGGUGCUCUUGCCGGAAUAGUAUUAGAUAAUAUUGCCGAUUCAAGUGCGGCAACAUCGCCCAUGUUUGCAAUGUCCGGCGAUGGAAAGGAGAUAGAUGAUGUCACAAUACCUGUUGUAUUUCUUUUUUCUACAGAAGCAGUCGAGUUGAGAACGGCUAUUAAAGAAGCAAAUGACGAUCUUACUGUCACGCUUGGGACAUAUUCUUCAAAACAAGAAAUUCAACUUAAAGCGCCUACUGAUUUAUCAUUAUUUGAACGUCUAAAAGGAUCAUUAAAAUCAUUUCUCAGCCGACAUAUGACUCCACAGAUGACAACUAUUGGAUCCAGUUUAGAUAUAACAAUUCCUAUAAUUGAAUCACAGGAAGAUCAAGAGAAUAUAGUCGAUUUUCAUUAUUUUCAUGCAGAAAUUAUUAAAGAUUCGCUUGGUGGUGAAGUGAGAAUUACUGCCUCAUCUGAACCUACAAUUAUCAUCUUAAAGCCAGAUUUCACAUACAUAGAACUAACAUGGCAUCAAUUGAAGCAAGUGUUCGUCAAUCAGAUAUUUCUUAAUAGGAAAGAAAAUAAAGGUAUAAGAAUCAGGAGUUUUAUUCUGGAGAGUUAUUACAAUUGGGUAAACAAAGCGCGUGGAGUACUUACGAAAACAUCACUGUCUUACAAAGUUCGAUGGUUUUUAAGUGAACUAUUAGUAGUUUCACCAAAUGCAUCUAUUAAAAAGAUGGGGCAACUAUUAGAAUUAAACAGGCAGAAAUUAUUGAAACAAUAUUUACUCACAAAUAUGCAUACUAUGGUAUUGAAUUUAAAAUCAGUAGCUACAAAAUUAAAGAGCAUAAAAUCAGUAAGACCCAGAAUGGAGCAAUUAUUAAAAUUAUCAGAAUCUGGUAUUAUACAGAUUGAAAAUUACUCGUUCUUGCGUCAUUCAUUAGUUGAUCUGAUUGAUAAAGAAGAUGAAGAAGAUAAGAAAGAUGAGGUCAUUAAUCAACAUAUUGCUCUUUUGGAUCAUAUCCAUGCAGAGGUGCAUUCUAUAUAUCAAGAAAUAUUAAUUGAUGGAGUACAAAGGCAUCUGGAGAAAUUAGGAGAAGAAGAUGAUUCAUAUUAUGAUAUAUUAAUUGCGGAUUUACAAAAGAAUUUAAAAAAUAUAGAUAAAAGAGAAAAUUUACUUGAAAAAAUUAAAGAGAGCGAUUUGGCAGUCGCAGAAUUUAUAAAUGAUAGUAAAGAAGAGAUAAAAGCUAAAAACAAUAACAUUUUAAAGAAGGAUAAAAAAUCAAGCACUGAGAAUUUCGGAUAUUUCAUACUGACAGAACUAGAGAAAUAUUCUGAACAAAAUAUCUUAGAAAAGUAUGAAGAUGUAAAUAGUGAAUCAAAAAAUACUGUCACACAAGAUAACGAAAAUAAGGAUGCUAUUAAAUCUAAUGAUAUUAUUCUGCACUCCUCUAAAAAUCAAAGUAAAGGCGAUGAUAGAAAGAGUAAAGUUCAAAAUUCACAUAAGAAAAAAAUAGACUUACAAACAACAAAAGCAGUAGAUGUGGAAUUUGAGAAAAUAAUUAUAGAGGAAAAACAAAAGGAUAACAAAAGGACUUCUACACACUCUAUAUCCAAUACUAAUAAGUAUCAUGUUUCUGAUAUAUCUACAAUUAUGAAUACCAAUAUAGAGACAGCUUUUCCCAAUAAAAAACAUACUUUAUUACAAGGAAUACAGAAAGAUAUUAAUGACAUGCAACAUUCUUAUAAAACUGUUUUAAAAGAAAAAUCAUUUAAUAAGAAAGAUUUGAUUGCAAAUAAAAUUUUAUUUACUGAUUCAUUAGAAGAGUUUAAAAAAUUUAUAUCGGCUACCAACGAGGAGAAAAUAUUAAAAAAAAAAUCGCAAAUUUCAGAUCCACAAUAUAAUACUAUAAAACUAAGUGAAUUGAAGUAUGGGAAAAGAUAUGUGAGCAAAAACAUUCAACAGAAAGAUGAGGAAACUAAACCAAAAUUAGUUAAACAUAUCGAUGACGAAUUAUAACAAUAGCUUUUAAGAUUUAGGCUAAAUUAUAGUUAUUAUAUAUAAACAGAGACAGAGAAUCAAUUUCCAAUGGCCAUAAGGCUAUCUGUAUAAGGCUGCAUUGCAAAUGAUAUUUUUGCACUGUGAUCUAGAUGUGUGUAUAUUAUGAAUUUCAAUUGAUUUCUAUAUACACAAGAUCAUCUAGAAAAAUACCAAUUAUUCGGUAAAAAAAAAGAUAAAAUAAAUUGUCAAAUUAUAACGACACUAUAACAUAACAUUAUAGAGAAAAUCUGUAGAUUUUAAAUUAAUGCUUAUAAGAAAAUCUAUUUUCAUUUGUUACUUGAAAAAAGACAGUGAUAUUAUUAUAGAGAAUGCAUAAUAUAUACUAUGAGCAUAACAUGUGUGAUACAUAUAUGUUAAAGUGGUUGUGAAGGUAUAUUCUGAACAGAAAAUUAACUGAUAUAUGUACAUACAUUUCAUGUAUUAUAGUAUAGGAUCUGUUCGUUUUAGCUGAACUGGCUGCACUAGUUCACAGUUUAUCUUUUUCUUUCCAAUAUGGAGAGAAAAAGAUAAAUUUUGAAUUAGUGCAGCCAGCUAAAAUGAACAGACCCAUAAUCUUUUACGUGCACUCUCGCUUCUCCCUCUUUUUUUCUCUCUCUCUCUCUCUCUGUUAGAGACAAAAUAUGAUAGCAAGUUCUUUCUUCCAUGAAAGUAGAUAUGUCCUGAUUAAUCUGUUCUAUGAUUUGUAUUAUAAAAUUGUAUUAAACGAUUGUGUAUAUAUUAUAAAUUCAAAAAAGAAGAAUAAUACUCUAAAAUAUUCCAUGAUGUAAGAGUAUAAUGGUAACAUUACAAAUCGGAAUAGAUGCAAUAUUUUCUUUCUAUUAAUAUUUUGUAUCAUUUUAUUUAAAAAAGUGCCAUGAUUAUUGAUAAUAUGUUUAUACAGUUUAAGAUAACAUUUAGUGUAAAAAUAAAAACGCUCAAAGCACAGUUUCAAUUUGCAAAGAUUUUAAUAUUAAUCUUCUUUAGUCAUAUUAAUAUAAUGUUAAAAAUCUAUUUACAAAAUGGUGUAUUAUAACAAAAAUUUGUAAUACUUUAAACUUUAUAUCAAUCAUAUAUUUUUGUAAGCUUUUAUUUAUAUAGGAUUUUUUUUGUUAAAAUUUAGCUUUGUAUCAAUUUAAAAAUUGAAUUUUUUGUUAAAAUUUUUGAGUAUAUUUGUAAUUGUAGAAUAAUAUAUGUGAAUCUAUUUAUAUUUUAUUUGAUAUACUAAAUAAUGAA
Molecule: messenger RNA, 6254 nt
Organism: Cataglyphis hispanica
Lineage: Eukaryota; Metazoa; Arthropoda; Insecta; Hymenoptera; Formicidae
Gene: Edem2
Product: ER degradation-enhancing alpha-mannosidase-like protein 3
Biological process (GO): endoplasmic reticulum mannose trimming; mannose trimming involved in glycoprotein ERAD pathway; carbohydrate metabolic process
Cellular component (GO): endoplasmic reticulum; membrane
Molecular function (GO): calcium ion binding; mannosyl-oligosaccharide 1,2-alpha-mannosidase activity
Source: RefSeq, a predicted model, not a curated record